AUGAAGGAUGGGAUGAACGCAGACAAAGAGCGUCCGCUCUCCGGAGCAGUGAUUUGCUUCACUUCGGUCUCCCUGGAUCAAAGGACCCAACUCGUCAGCUUUGCGAAAGAAAUGGGCGCAAUUGAACGGCCUGACCUCACCUCGGAGGUAACACAUCUACUUGUCGGAGCUACGGAUUCCCCCAAAUACAAAUUUGUCGCACGCGAACGGAAUGAUGUGGUUGUAUUGAGGCCGGAAUGGAUUGAAGCCGUACGCCAAUUCUGGAUGCUAGACGAGGAUACAGACAUACAGGCAUUGGAGGCCAAAUACAAGCUACCUUCCUUGUUCGGUCUCACAAUCUGCAUAACUGGAUUUUCUGAUAUGGGUUUCCGGACCAAAAUGCACGACACUACGGUGGAGAAUGGAGCUGACUUUCGAAAAGACCUGACCAAAAGUGUCACGCAUCUUAUUGCGCGUAACGGAGAAGGCGAAAAGUACAAAUUUGCGACACAGUGGAAUAUCAAGGUUGUCACCAUAAAGUGGUUUAAUGACAGCCUUGAGCGCGGGAUGAUUCUGGAUGAAGAGAGAUACCAUCCACACAUUCCGCCAGAGGAACAAGGAGUCGGGGCAUGGAAUCGAGAAAUACUAGCUAAAAAGGGUCACUGGGCAAGAGACAAGAAUGGUACCAAAGAAAACCCAAACGACCAGCGGCCGCGAAAAAAGUUACGAAGAUCUGCAAGCACCAAGUUGAUCGGACAAAACGAAAAUAUCUGGGGAGAUAUUAUCGGUGCCGGCUUCGCAAACAACGAAGCUACAGAACCGGAAAAUGAAGACUCGGACAACAGAGACUCGGAUUUUUCCCUUUCUAAACCUAUACUCCAAGCAGCAAAAUCGUUUGCGAGUGAAUCGACAUUCAAUGAAAGCAUUGAGAAAAAUCAACUACCAAAACUACCUCCUCCAGUUCCGGAAGGCUUUCUGGGCGGGGCUUAUUUCUAUCUUCACGGGUUUUCUUCCAAGCAGAUGGGCAUUUUAAGACGUCAUGUUGAGUCCAAUGGGGCACAGUGCGUUGAAACAAUGAUGGAGUUCUCCCGACCUAGCAUUCCAAAGACGGGACAGGGACUAUAUAUCAUGGUUCCAUACCAAACACCAAAAUCAAAAGUACCAUCUACUGAAGAUAUGGCAUUUGAAUGCGAAUUUGUCACCGAUAUGUGGCUAGAAAGGUGUCUCUAUGCUCGAGCUUUGGUCUCACCAGAAUCGCAUGUUGCAAGCACUCCGUUCCCUAAAUUUCCAAUACCAGGAUUUCCGGGAAUGCGCAUAUGUUCUACAGGCUUCGGUGGGAUUGAUCUCUUGCAUGUCUCCAAAUUAGUCAACUUGAUGGGUGCUACUUAUAAUGAGGUCUUGACACCUAGUGCAUCUGUUCUGUUAUGUCUUAACCCCAAGUCUGCUAGUCAAGACAAGUUGCGUCAUACCGCAGAAUGGAAAGUCCCGGCAGUUUCGGCCGAUUGGCUAUGGACAUCCAUUCAGACUGGUCAGAAGAAGCCAUUUGAACCAUAUCUCGUUGAGAAACGGACCACGCAACCCAAAAGUCGCCCAGAACAACUAGGUGCUGCAUUUUUACCUGAUAAAGAACCCCAAAAACAGCCUGAAAUUUUACAGGAUAGCAGAUCCAAAUCCUCAAUACAAAGAGCCCCCAAACGAACCUUAUCUGGAAACCACGAGAAGAACCGGGUAACAGCCAUUGAUGAUGGCUUCGCAAGAAAUGAACUUGACAUCGCGCCGCAAGCAUCCAUACCAGAAUCUCGAUCUCCUUCACCUGAAGUAUUGGAAAAAGAGACCGAACCUACAACCGAAAAAUCAGAACCCGAACCUCCUAAUCCUCCAGAACCCUCUGCCCUAGCCACCGCAAUGCAAGGUUUCAUCCAGCAAGCACAAGCAGCAAAAUCAAAAAAGCAACAAGAUCCAACUCCAAGCACCGAAGAUCCAAGUUUUCCAGCACGACGGAAACGCAAACCCCUUCUAGGCCGUGCAUCCUCACACUCAUCCAGCAAAGUUCUCGAAUCCAUGAUCGCCCCCUCCCGCGCCAGUUCAAUCGAUACCCUCAACGACGAUGGCCUCGGGACAACCCUCGAAAGCGCCAAUCCCACCCGCGACAACUCCGUAUCACGCGCGACCAGUCACGCCAACGAACAGAGUCUAGCAUCAAUGUUCAGCGGCGAGAAAUUCGACUUUUUAGCUGAUCAGCUCACUCGGAAUACUCAAAAUGAGGACGAGGAAAAUCAAGAGCCGCCAAUGACUCAGCUUGACUACGAGGAUGCGGAUGCAGCAGCUAUGAGAGCAGAGUUUCUGCGAGAUGCUGGGAAAUUACCUGAGGGGUCCAGGCACGCUGAUUCUAGCAUGCUCCUUGGAGAAGUGGAGGAAUUGGAGGAUAUCGGAUGGGGGUCUAAGCGCAGAACAAGGAGACAACCCGUUAAGUCUGAUUAA
This is a messenger RNA of Penicillium taxi, 2460 nucleotides long. RefSeq lists its product as uncharacterized. The transcript has 6 exons. Gene Ontology annotation, biological process: mitotic DNA replication checkpoint signaling; mitotic G2 DNA damage checkpoint signaling; DNA replication initiation. NCBI's taxonomy places the organism in Eukaryota, Fungi, Ascomycota, Eurotiomycetes, Eurotiales, Aspergillaceae. The record is from RefSeq and is a predicted model, not a curated record. Bases 1 to 2460 code for a protein of 819 amino acids.